This is a messenger RNA of Xiphias gladius (swordfish), 3709 nucleotides long. RefSeq lists its product as uncharacterized. Bases 433 to 1974 code for a protein of 513 amino acids. Lineage: Eukaryota; Metazoa; Chordata; Actinopteri; Istiophoriformes; Xiphiidae. The record is from RefSeq and is a predicted model, not a curated record. The transcript is spliced from 7 exons.
UGUUAAAGUAAUCUUGGUAGCUAGUUGCAUACAUGUAAGAUAAUUGUGUGUAACCACUGGUUGCAAAACCAUAGAAUCUCUCUGAAGGACUUCAUUUCCCAUUAGUGUCCAUUUGUGUUGCGUAGCUGACAGCGAAACCAUGGAAACAGAUCGGUCAGUCGAGAGACAGCUUGGCCCUUUCUUGUCAAUCUGGCUGUGGAUCGGUGCAGGAGGGACGUUUAGUUAGCUAAUAGCCACUGAAAAUGUUUUAAAAGAUUAUUUCUGCGUGUCGAAAUACGUAGUCACGACAGGUAGCUGGCCUUCAUCGUUGAGAUGCUAUUUGGACGACAUUAGCCGGCUUAUUUAACUAGGUAGACUUUGCUAAGUAACGUUAGUAUAUUGCGAACAGCUUUGUGGUAUUUCAGGUUUAGCUAGAUACCUUAGCUAGAACAGAUGAUGCUGGAGUCAAUACAAGUAACAGAAAGACUUCACUGGCCAGAAGUAGAAAUGUCCAAAAAGUACAUCUUAAACUCUACUGACAAGGCACUGAGUCCAAGCCAAGUAUACCUGGAGAAGAUUUCUUCUAGUGUCCUCAAAGACCUCAUCAGCGCUGGCUCCAGCAGCUACAACAUACUGCUGCAGGCUGAGGAAGAAGAGUGGGAUAGUCCAAAGCAGUCUCUGUACAAGAGGCCAAAAACAUCAGUGAAAUGUGGUGCAACACUCAGUAAAAGAAACCAUCCAGGCAUGGCUUUUAAAAGGGUACGUGCUCAAGAAGGUGACGGUAAACCUUCACAGACAAAUUGUGUCCUCUCAGGCACCAACUCCAGUUUCCCUAAACCAGCACGGAACAUUGCAGUAGUGGGCAGCACGAUGGGCCUAACCCCUCGUACAGUUUCACAGUUUAGGAAGAUGUGCCUCCCCAACUCGCCUCGCACCAAACUUCCCUCGUUGCACAAAGAUGCAACCACACGGGAAGUGGAAAAUGCCAGGAAGCUCUGCAUCCUUACAGCCAUUAAGCCAUCUAAUGUGGAGAAAGAGAAGGCCAAGUUUUUAAAGUCUGACUUCAACUACAAUCCGCAGUUUGAGUACAGCAAUCCCGUCUCUCCGCUUGUCUUGGCACGGCACAAUAAUGCCUCAGAUCGCUUCCUGACACAGGCAGUGCACAUCAUGGAGCUUGCCCUGCAGCGAUAUGGCAGCUAUGAGAAGUUUGAGCAGGUCACUGGGGGCAACCUCCUCACCAAGAGUCGCACGUUGCACAAUGUCAAGAAAUACAUGGAGAAGGAAGGCUGCAUGGGAGAGAUAGUAGUCCAGGUGACAGACGACCUCCUGUCCAGAGCCUCCAUGACAGUUGUGAACAGCAGACCCACACUUACAAUCAACAUCUCCACUGCACGAGAGCACUGGCUGGAGGGAAUGCUGAGGCAUGAGAUCGGCACACAUUAUUUCCGUGGUAUCAACAACUACCAUCAGCCAUGGAGCAGUAGCAUGGGCAGGAAGAAGCACAACCUUAAACCCCUGAACCCCACAGAGGAGGGCCUGGCCAGCAUCCACAGUGUCCUGUUCAGGAAAGACCCCACUUUGUGGCGCGCUGCCCUGCUCUACUAUACCGUCUACCAGGCCAGCCACAUGUCCUUCUCUCAGCUCUUCCACAACCUGGGACGCUUCGUCCAGGACCCCAACACCCGCUGGGACUAUUGUGUCAGAGCCAAGAGAGGACAGACUGAUACAGCACAACCAGGGUGCUUCAGUAAAGACCAGGUCUACCUGGACGGCAUCCUGAAGAUCCUGAGAUACAGAGACAAGAUCAACUUCCCACUGCUGAUGGCACUAGGAAAGGUGUCAUUCGAAGACGUGGACCACCUGAAAGCCAUGGCUCAGGUGGAGAACAUUCGCAUCCCACACUUCAUGCAGGACCAGGUGAGGUAUGCCGAGCAGCUGACGAAAAUCAUGAUGGUCAACCAGCUGACUGACGAGGAGCUCAAGACCAUCAUCUGAGCCUACUUCACUUCCUGCACAAUUCUGAUCAGAGUUAAAUAAAAGCUAUCACACUACUGCCGUCCAUGGCCUACAUGCCUCAGCACCAUCACCAUCAGUGUGCAUGGUUGUACAGUCUGUGACCUUUGCAGUGUGCUUGUAUUGCAUGUAGUGCAGACUUGUGUUAGAUUUGCUUAUAAUUAAAAAUCUGCUUUUGCCCAAUCAUAUCUCCACUCAUAGAGCAGAUCACCCUGAGAAUACGUUUUGUGUUUAGGGCUUUAUGAAGUUUGACAACAUUUUCUAUACCAGUGCCAGUACAACACCUGUAUUACUUUAUCAAUACAAAAAUGACACUUUUUACUCUACCAUACCUUUACUUUUCUAUAAAUUUUCCAAGCUUUUGGUGCCGAUGUUUUUUUUUAUUACUUGACAGUUUCUGAUACUCAGUUUGGUUUGGGAGGAUUUUCUCUCUAGUAGUGUCUCAGCUACAUUAGCAUGGUUUUCAAAAUAGAGUUUUAAGGGGUAAGGGCUGUCACUCUAUUUUGAAAUUUCAACCACCCUUCAAUUGUUGUAAAAAGCACAACAGGCCGUGUCUUGUUCUAGUUUAACCCGUUGCAUGCCCUAUUGCCUUAUAUGUAAACUACUGUUUUGCUAACACAAAAUGGAGAAAGCUAGCAAGCCGUGCUAAUACAGAUAAUCAUGACACAAAGCUAUUUAAGAAGUAAUGUGAGAAAACAUUUUGGAAUUAACAGUAUAGAUGAAAAAUGCAACUGCCUUACAGUAACAUUACCUUGUUACUCAGUGAGGUAGCUGAGGCACUGUGAAUUAACAGCACAAUGUUAAAUUUUACAAGAUGUAGGAUUUAGGCUUAAAAAAGUGGGUUGCAUUUGAAUGAUUUCAAACAAAAUACGUUGUAGUUCAAAUUUGUUCAAACUUCAUGUUUAAAGAAUUCAUAGCCAUAAUACCAAUAUACAGUACAUUUGUAUAUCUGUGAUAAGCUCAAUCAGCCAGUAAUAUUGGAUAUGAUGAUGGAUCAGUCGGGUCCUAAUCCAAAUGCUGCCCCAAGACUUUUUCAACCUGACAACAAUGAAAUUCUUGAAGAAUACUUUUGUGGACUCUUGUGCAUGAAUAUGGUUAAAUUUAGACAUGUGGAACAUCCAUUAGUUUUAGCAAAAUCUUACUGGCCUAAUACUGAAAUACAGAUUAUUUUGUCUCUUGUUCACCUAUUGUAUGAUCUAAGUGUACUUGCCUACAGUAGUGUUUUAUAUCUUUGUCUGUAGUGAAGAUGAACACGUUCUUGCUCUUUGUUUCCUUUAGAUACCACUGAGGGUUACCAUUGUUUCAGUGCAUGUGUUAGGCAUUAAAACAGAGAGUUGUUGCAAACCCUAGUGGUUUGACUGCACUGACUUGAAGCCCUGUAAGACUAUUUGCACUUUCUUACCUUCGAUCUACCUUUUGAGCUGCACUCAUAUAUGUAUAUACUGUGUUGAAUUCAUUUAUACAGACUGAUAUAUCUAUGUUUUACAGAACAAACAAAAUUUCUUGUGUUUUCACUGUAAUAUUUGAUGAGUUUUGUGAUGUUACUACCAAGACUGACCUGAUGUAGAGAGCAUCUCUGCUUCCUCAAAGAAUCCUUAAAUGGUACAGUUUAAUAACAUGGCAUUUCUAUGUGAUUUUUUUUAUUUGAAUUAUUUUUUGGUGAUAUUAAUAGGUAGAAUCUUAAAUAAAAAUAAAUAAAAUAGUAAUACUAAAUAAA